Coregonus clupeaformis (lake whitefish) is the source of this 667-nucleotide messenger RNA. RefSeq names its product type 2 phosphatidylinositol 4,5-bisphosphate 4-phosphatase-like. The annotation marks the transcript as partial. Gene Ontology annotation, molecular function: phosphatidylinositol-4,5-bisphosphate 4-phosphatase activity. NCBI's taxonomy places the organism in Eukaryota, Metazoa, Chordata, Actinopteri, Salmoniformes, Salmonidae. The transcript has 4 exons. The record is from RefSeq and is a predicted model, not a curated record. Gene Ontology annotation, cellular component: lysosomal membrane; late endosome membrane; plasma membrane. Gene Ontology annotation, biological process: phosphatidylinositol dephosphorylation.
AAUCUACUUUGCAGGCCUACUAAAUGGCAUGUCACCACUGUGCAGUAGGGGAACGGGUUGGGUUGGGGGGUUUCGCUCUCUCUGCAUUCCGUUGCUCAUAUCCCUACCACCCCCGGUCCCGUUUAAGUCUUGUAGCUCCACCUCCGAGGAACUGCCCUCGCCAGAGCAGUAGGCUACCACCGAUUAGCUGGACGCCCCCCUCUCAAGGAAACACUGGCCAGAAGAGAGGCUCUGCCGCCGUUCUGCUCAUUGUUUAUUAGUCUGGUUUGGGUGAACUGCUGCCGCCAUGGCCGACGAAGGCAUGGAUGAACGGUCCCCGCUGCUAUCAGCACCGAACUCCGGGAAUGUCACACCGUCGGGACCGCCGUCGUACCUGCAGGACACGAGCCCAAGAGCUGAACUACCUCCCCCCUACACAGCCAUCACCAGGGGGGUACCCAUCGCCAGUCCCGACCCAGGGGGGGUACCCGUCAUCAACUGCCGUGUGUGCCAGUCUCUCAUUAACCUGGAUGGCAAGCUGCAGCAGCACGUGGUGAAGUGUACUGUGUGCAACGAGGCCACGCCUAUCAAAAACCCACCGACUGGGAAGAAGUAUGUACGGUGUCCCUGCAACUGUCUUCUCAUCUGCAAAGACUCAUCUAGGAGGAUAGGAUGUCCCAGACCCAAC